Molecule: messenger RNA, 1290 nt
Organism: Lingula anatina
Lineage: Eukaryota; Metazoa; Brachiopoda; Lingulata; Lingulida; Lingulidae
Source: RefSeq, a predicted model, not a curated record
AUGCGCCUCAGGCUACAGAAAUACCAUAUUGAGGUGAAGUACCAGCGUGGUAAAAAGAUGUAUAUCUCUGAUGCAUUAUCUAGAGCAACUGCGUCCAAGUCAGUAACUACCAAGGAGAACUCAGAUUACGAGAUUUACGCAGUAGAAUCCGAGCAGAAGUUGGCCAAAGAAGUCGAGGAGAUUGAUUACUCGCAGUACAACAAUGUGUCCGAUGAGUCUCUGGAGCAAGUAAAGACUCAUACACUUCGGGAUGACGCUAUGCAGUCACUGCUGAUCCUAGUCAUGGAAGGAUGGCCUAGUGACAAAACUCAAGUUCCCCUGUUAUGCCGUGAAUACUGGCCAUAUAGAGACGAGUUAUCCUGUCAAGAUGGCAUCCUCUAUCGAGGCACCAGAGUAGUAAUUCCUACUAUCUUACGUAAACAGAUGCUGGAGAGAGUCCAUGCAACUCAUCAAGGAACAGAGACAGCUAUACGUAAAGCUAGAGAUGCGAUUUUCUGGCCUCAGAUCAGCAAUGACAUUCGCAAUGUGGUAGCAACUUGCAACGUCUGUCAGGAAAAUCAGCCUCGCCAACAGAAAGAGCCAAUGCAUUCUCAGCCUAUACCCAAGGAGCUAUUUGAAAUCGUCAGCAGUGAUUUAUUUUCCAUUCAAGGGGAACAUUAUUUGCUGCUUGUAGAUCAUUUCUCAAAGUACUGGGAGAUCACUCAACUCAGUGACACUACUUCAGAAGCAGUGAUCAACGAAUUGAAGCAGCAGUUUGCUCGACAUGGCAUUCCAAAGCUGUUUAUCUCUGACAACGGGCCUCAAUAUCAGUGUCAGCAAUUCCGAGAGUUCACCGAGGCGUGGAAGAUUAACCAUCAUACAUCAUCUCCCCACCACCCCAGUGGUAAUGGCACAGCUGAGGCAGCUGUUAAAGUGGCAAAGACCCUGAUCAAGAGAACAAAACAAGACGGUACCGAUUUGUGGUUAGCAGUUUUAGAGCACAGAAACACGCUAGCCGCAGACAACACGGGGAGUGCAGCACAAAAGUUGAUGAGUAGGCGCACUAGAUCGCUCAUUCCCGUACGCUGUGACAAGCUAGAGCCAAUAGUAGUACCAAAAGACCAGGAGGUCCAUACCACUCGGUUCGGUAGACUCUUGAAGAAGCCAAAAUACUUAGGAGAUUAUGACAGACAAUUGCUUGUAUUUCAAGAAAAAUAUAUUUAUUUUUCAUUAAUUGCAAAGGUCAACAGUUGUGUCUCAAAUCUCAGCAUUACAGAGAAGACAGAAUUGUUGAUAAACUUCCUGGUAUGA